Molecule: messenger RNA, 2227 nt
Organism: Morus notabilis
Lineage: Eukaryota; Viridiplantae; Streptophyta; Magnoliopsida; Rosales; Moraceae
Product: probable inactive receptor kinase At5g67200
Exons: 2
Coding region: 144-2132 (662 amino acids)
Biological process (GO): protein phosphorylation
Molecular function (GO): ATP binding; protein kinase activity; protein binding
Source: RefSeq, a predicted model, not a curated record
UCUCCCACUCUUCUUCCUCACUCACUACUCUCUUUGUAAAGUCUCAGCUUUUAGUCAAUACAACCAUAACUAAAAUAUACAACCUUAGUACAGAGAAAUUAGAUUAAAUCACAGUUUUUCCCUUUGCCGCCGUUUCUCCAACAAUGCGGAAGAAUAAAUGGCAUCUGUUGCUCUGUCUCAGUCUUCUCAAUGCCUUCUUUUUCUUUUCAUCAGUCGCCGACAACUCAACGUUUAAAGUACCCUCCGACGCCGCCGCACUUCUCGCCUUCAAAUCCAAAGCGGAUUUGAGAAACGAACUCCCUUUCUUCUCCGUUCCAAACGACACUUUUCACUUCUGCAAAUGGGCCGGAAUCCAGUGCGUGCAGUCCAGGGUGGUCCGCCUCGUCAUCCAAGGGCUACAUCUCGGCGGCACUUUUGCGAACAACACCUUGACUCGUCUCGACCAGCUCCGAGUCCUGAGUCUCCAGAACAACUCGCUCACCGGACCCAUUCCCGACCUCUCCGGACUCAGAAACCUCAAAAGCCUCUUCCUUGACCGCAACUACUUCUCCGGAUCUUUCCCUCCGUCGAUUCUCUUCCUCCACAGGCUCCGCACGGUGGACUUAUCCUACAACAACCUCACCGGAUCAUUACCCGCCUCGAUAGCCAACCUCGACCGGCUUAGCUACCUCCGUCUCGAGUGGAACCACUUUAACGGAUCGGUCCCGCCAAUGAACCAGUCUUCUCUCAAAUUCUUCAACGUCUCCGGCAAUAACUUCACCGGCGCCGUACCGGUGACUCCGACAUUACUCCGAUUUGAUCCGUCGUCGUUUUCCUGGAACCCGGGCCUCUGCGGUGAGAUUAUCCGCGAGGAGUGCAGCCCAAGCUCACCGUUCUUCGGCCCAACGUCGUCCGUCUCUGCUCCGCCGCCAGUUGUAGUUCUAGGGUCGAACGCCGUCGAGUUGGCGAAGCUGGGAGAGAAGAAGCGCCGGAAGACGGUGGAAAUCGUGGGGUUCUCGUGCGGAGUGCUGGUGUUGAUAUGCUCUCUGCUCUGCUUCGCCAUGGCCGUGAAGAAGCAGAGGAACAACAACAGUACUACCAGCAAGGAGAAAGGAAUGGCAAUGAUGCUUUCAGACGAUGCUGAGGCGGCGGCGGUGGGGAUGGAGCAGGAAAAGGAGCUGGAGGAGAAGGUGAGGAGGGCGCAGCAAGGGAUGCAGGUGACGAAGAGCGGGAGCCUUGCGUUCUGCGCGGGGGAGGCGCAGCUCUACUCGCUGGAGCAGCUAAUGAGGGCGUCGGCGGAGCUGCUGGGGAGGGGCACCAUCGGAACGACUUACAAGGCAGUGCUCGACAACCGACUCAUUGUCAGCGUGAAGAGGCUUGACGCCGGUAAGCUUGCAAGGACGAGUAGGGAGGUGUUUGAGACGCAUAUGGAGUCGGUGGGUGGGUUGAGGCAUCCCAAUUUGGUGCCGCUCAGAGCUUAUUUUCAGGCCAAUGAAGAGAGGCUUCUGAUUUAUGAUUACCAGCCCAAUGGCAGUCUCUUCUCGCUCAUUCACGGCUCAAAAUCCACAAGGGCAAAGCCGCUCCACUGGACAUCAUGCUUGAAAAUAGCGGAGGACGUGGCCCAAGGCCUCUCCUACAUCCACCAAGCGUGGCGGCUCAUCCACGGCAAUCUCAAGUCCAACAACGUCCUCCUUGGACCCGACUUUGAGGCCUGCCUCGCCGACUACUGCCUCUCGGUCCUUGUCAAUUCUCCCCAUGGCGACAACAACAACAAUGCGGACGAUGACCCCAAUUCCACCGCAUACAGAGCCCCCGAAACACGCAAUUCACACCACGAAGCAACGUCCAAGUCGGACGUUUAUGCAUUCGGGAUCUUGCUGCUGGAGCUUAUCACCGGAAAGGCUCCAUCACAUUUGCCGUCCUUGGCGCCGAAUGAGAUGAUGGAGUGGGUGAGAUCGACGAGAGACGGUAAUGUUGAUGAUGGCGGGGAAAACAACAAGAUGGAAAUGCUUCUUGAGGUGGCUAUUGCUUGUAGCUUAACGUCGCCAGAGCAAAGGCCCACAAUGUGGCAAGUGAUGAAGAUGUUACAAGAGAUUAAAGAUACUGUAUUAAUGGAAGACAGUGAAUCGGACCCGCCCACUGGGAUGUCCUAGUCAUUGACCCAAUUGUUGUACCAUUCCAUGAGUUGUUAUUGAUAAUAGAUAGAAAGAAAUAGAUGAAAACAAAUGCCAGCGUUUAACCUUUUUUU